This is a messenger RNA of Salvelinus namaycush (lake trout), 2122 nucleotides long. Its product is annotated as 55 kDa erythrocyte membrane protein-like. The record is from RefSeq and is a predicted model, not a curated record. Gene Ontology annotation, cellular component: plasma membrane; cell-cell junction. Lineage: Eukaryota; Metazoa; Chordata; Actinopteri; Salmoniformes; Salmonidae. Gene Ontology annotation, molecular function: signaling receptor binding. The coding region runs from base 229 to 1653 and encodes 474 amino acids. The transcript is spliced from 12 exons.
GCCUGCCCCCUUUAGCAAUCGGAUGUUUACUUGCUUUGUCAGCUGUGUCCUCGCAGCCUAGCCUACUAUAGUCAACCUCCGAAUUGAUCAGAACCUCGGACUUGAACCCAGGAUAGCAAUAUAUCAGACCGCCAAGGUUCCUUGUCACUCAUUUCCUCUUCUCUGCUACAAUAGGACCUUGAACAAGGGCGCAUUACGUUCACUUUUGUUUUUUGCUAACCAGUAAAGAUGACAUUAAAAUCCAAUAAAAACGAACCCGCUGUCAUACUUGAGCGGGUCAACAGUGCUCGAACAGCCCUCUCCGACCUGUACCUGGAGCAGCUGCUUCAAAACAAACCAAAGCCAGAAAAGGGGGUUAUGCCAGCCUAUGAGACAAAAGGAGCAGAAGUAUACACCAACGGCAGUGCUGCUCACAUGAACGGAACUGAGCCAACUAGGAUGCGUGAGGUGGCGUUUGAAAAAAAUCCCUCAGAGCCCAUGGGGGUGACUCUGAAAUGUAAUGGAAAACAGAAGUGCACUGUGGCCAGAAUAUUACAUGGGGGAAUGAUACAUAGACAAGGUUCCCUACAUGAAGGGGAUGAAAUAGCAGAGAUCAAUGGAACGAGUGUGGCCAACCAAUCUGUCGACCAGCUACAAAAGAUCUUGAAAGAUACCAGCGGAGUAGUCACAAUGAAAAUCAUCCCCAACCAGCCAAGGUGCUCUCUUGUGUGUGAGCUGUUCUGUGUUACUCAACAGACGUACAUGAGGGCUCAGUUUGACUACGACCCUGCCAAGGAUGACCUCAUCCCAUGCAAAGAAGCAGGGCUGAAGUUCAAAACGGGCGACAUCAUUCAGAUCAUCAACAAGCAUGAUCCAAACUGGUGGCAAGGCAAGGUGGACAUCUCUACCACCGACUUUGCUGGAAUCAUCCCCUCCCCAGAACUUCAAGAAUGGCGGGUGGCAAGUAAAAGCAAGGCCACAGAGGGCACCCAAUCCUGCAGCCCCUUUGGAAAGAAGAAGAAGUGCAAAGACAAGUAUCUGGCCAAGCACAGCUCUAUCUUUGACCAGUUGGACGUGAUUUCUUAUGAAGAGGUUGUCCGGCUCCCUGCCUUCAGCAGAAAAACCUUGGUGCUUAUUGGUGCACCAGGUGUAGGAAGGAGCCAUAUCAAAAGCUCGUUGCUGACCAAAUACCCAGAGAAGUUUGCCUACCCCGCACCACACACCACCAGACCCCCACGUAAGGACGAGGAGAACGGGCAGGAGUACUACUUCAUCUCCAACGACGCCAUGACCAAGUGCAUCACUGGGAAUGAGCUGCUGGAGUAUGGCAGCUUCCAGGGGUUCAUGUUUGGAACCAAAAUGGAGACUAUCCAGAAGAUCCAUGAGCAAGGAAAAAUUGCCCUGCUCGAUGUGGAGCCACAGACAUUGAAACUCUUGCGGACGGCAGACUUUGCGCCUCUAGUGGUGUUCAUUGCACCUACCAACUCAGCUACCCAGUCGGAAGCUGUGCUGUCGAUCCAGAAGGAGUCAGAUGCCAUCCACUCCACCUACAGACACUUCUUUGACGUGCUGCUGGUUAACAACGAUGUUGAUGAGAGUGUGAAAGGAGUGGAGGCGGCCAUAGAGCAAGCCACUUCCACCCCACAAUGGGUGCCGGUUUCCUGGGUCUACUGACCCGUGUCCCCCUGAAGAACAGUCUAACAAAACUGUUUUAAUAACACAAGACCUGGUCACGCAUUACUGAUACACCACAAGGUUUGGGUAGCAGCUAAUCGCCAUGGUUACUGUCAAUAAGUUUUGCACAAGUGCAUUUAAAAAAAGCAAUACAGAAGAUACCAUUUUAUUUUAGAAAGUAGAAUGAAACUCACCACAAAGGGAUAUUUUACAUGUUUGUAAGAUCUUAGUGCUUCUGGCUUUUCAGGUGCAGAAUGAUGGGUGCCAUAUGACUGCAGCUGAUUAUUAGCAUGUUAAUGCAUAGAGGACCACUACUGUGAACGUAACACCACUUUACCUGACAGGGUUUCAUCAUCAGUAUCCUUAUCUCGGGUGGAAUUGUAAACAGGGUGUCAUGAAAUGUUACAUAACUAUAUUGUCAAUAUGGUCAUGUAUUAAAAUACAGGGAAAACGUGUGUUCUACAUGAAA